Schistocerca serialis cubense is the source of this 1894-nucleotide messenger RNA. RefSeq lists its product as uncharacterized. The record is from RefSeq and is a predicted model, not a curated record. The transcript is spliced from 2 exons. Bases 98 to 604 code for a protein of 168 amino acids. Lineage: Eukaryota; Metazoa; Arthropoda; Insecta; Orthoptera; Acrididae.
GGUCAUAUAGCGGCGGCCGGUGCACAACCAGCCAGUCCCAGACUAGCAGCAGCAGCAGCAGCAGCUCAGCCCGGCUGACACUACUCCCUCUCUCCUCAUGGCGCCCACAGCCACAGCCAGUGUCAUUGUCGGCAAUGGCCGCAGUCUGCGCUACGACACCAACUCCGGCAUCCUACAGAUAGUGGGAAACGGCAACAAAAUCCGCGUGCGCAGCAACUCUGGCUGCAUCCAGAUCACGGGCAACGACAGUCGCGUGCUGGUGGAGCAGAACGGCGGCAGCGUCUGCUACACGGGCAACGGCGGCAAGGUGCGAGUCGUCGCCACGGUGGGCGGGGGCUGCGUCACCUACACGGGGAGCGGAGGCCGCGUCAAGGCUCCCGCCGCCGUCGCCGCCCCCGCCGCCGCCGCCCCAGCCGCCUCCACCCCCACCGCCCCCAGAGCACCCGUCUCGCCGCCUGGUGCCGCCGCCCCCACCGUCACCACCACGCGGCGUUUCAAAUCGCGCAGCAUGACGCCGAAGGAGCAGGCCACGUUCGCCAGUGCGUUCCACAUCCACGACCAGUGCCUGCAGUUCGUAGUAGGCGGCCUCGUGUUCGUCUCCUAAGAGGCUCAACUCGGCUUCCCCAGAAGACGUGGCCGCAACCAAAUCGGCACUCCACAACUCUCACUGGACCUCGCCUGUCUCCACGUUCCUUCAACUGAAGCACGAGAGGCUCAUUCAUCCCUUUCUGCAAACUAGAACAUCCAUUUCGCUCAAAUGAUACUCGACGUAUGUGGACAGGUUUCAAACAACCAAUAUUUUUCCAACAGGAAAAGGCUGUUACCCUUCCAGUGGUACACCAGGUAUCUCCAAUUACAAAUCUACCUCACGCACUAUAAUCACUCCUCUGAGAUGCCACCUGCUGGUCCAGAGUGGUACAGUCUGCAUACCUUCCCACAGAAACACUCCAGUGCCAUUCAUAAGUACCAUUCUCUCAUCCCAAACUACACGAUCCCAUUGAUCCAAAUUUACCUCAUCUACUCAUCCCAAAUACCCAGCUGCUGGUUCAGUGUGGGUUAACUUACAGUGAAAGUCAGAAGAAUAAAUACUGCUUCAGUGUCCAUCAGUCUACACUGGAAGACAGAAGUUUGCCUUCUGUGUGCAUUGGGAAUACCUUCGUCACCGUUAUGCCUAGGGUGGUGGAAACUCACCUCAGAAGAAGACUGCACAAGUUAAAGACAAUCUAAUCAAUCGAAUUCUGCAUGAACACGAAUCUCCUGCAUAAUUUUGUUCUCAUGUUUAAAUCAUCUCAGCCAUUAUUCAAGGAGAAGUUCCACCAUCACAAAGGGCCCAUCAGUGCAUUUAAUGCUCUGUAUCCAUAUCGGGGUGCUCCUUCAAUCAGUCGCUCUGCUUCAUCAAUUGUCAUAGUAGAAGUAAGUGUCUUAAAACGAAAGGACUGCAAUGGUUCUUCUUUCAGUGUUUUAAAUGGACGUGUUCCUAAAGACAUAAUUGUGGGACUGUAUCUUUUGAUUUACUACAGAGGAACAGUAAUGAAGUUUGCAGGUGGCGCUAACACCUGUGAUUCUGUUAAGUACUUAUGCUGAAAUAUGUAACUAUGGACUGCUAUGUUGCUGUGCCUCGAAGAAAUGGACAUGCCAGAGUUUUCAUAAAUGAAUCGUGUAGAAGUUCUAAAUCAACUAGUUGUUGAUUUCUUACAUCCAUGUAUGAGUGCAUUGUCGAUAAGUUUUGUUCUACGAAGCUGUGACACCAAAGACGAGAAAACCUGUGAUACAGAUUUAUGUAAGUGUGCAAUCAGUAUUAUGGUUCCUUUUGGUUAUUGUUCCUCCAUGCUGGUCUUGCCAUUUUUGUGUCCGCAGAGGCCCGUAUUAUUCGUAUAUCAUAAUGGUCAGGAAC